Messenger RNA from Haplochromis burtoni (Burton's mouthbrooder), 856 nucleotides. RefSeq names its product 2-iminobutanoate/2-iminopropanoate deaminase. Gene Ontology annotation, cellular component: cytosol. Bases 67 to 477 code for a protein of 136 amino acids. The record is from RefSeq and is a predicted model, not a curated record. NCBI's taxonomy places the organism in Eukaryota, Metazoa, Chordata, Actinopteri, Cichliformes, Cichlidae. The transcript has 6 exons. Gene Ontology annotation, molecular function: deaminase activity.
UUUCUGCUUGCAGCCUUCUGUUGUACAACUUACUUCUUUCACUUGGGCCGAUAGAUUUCCAGUGAAAUGGCUGCACUAAUCAGGAGGAUUAUCAGCACAGCUAAAGCUCCUGCUGCUAUCGGUCCGUACAGCCAAGCAGUGGUGGUGGAUCGAACCAUGUAUAUUUCAGGACAGCUGGGAAUGGACCCUGCCAGUGGACAGCUGGUGGAAGGUGGUGUUCAGGCUCAAACCAGACAGGCUCUGGUGAAUAUGGCUGAAAUACUCAAGGCUGCUGGGUGUGGUUACACCAACGUUGUCAAAACCACAGUGCUCUUAGCCGAUAUGAACGACUUCACCAGUGUCAAUGAUGUGUACAAGCAAUUCUUUAGCGCCAACUUCCCAGCCAGGGCUGCCUAUCAGGUCGCUGCUCUCCCUCGAGGUGGACUGGUUGAAAUUGAAGCAAUUGCUGUUUUGGGCCCUCUGACCGACACUUCCUAACAAGUACAUUAAACAAGCAAAAACUAGAAAGAGCUAAAACCACUGAAAAGUGUGAAACUGAUGUAAUUAUAGGUCUAGUAUCAUCAGCGAUUUAGCGCUGUUUUAACAUGCCACAGGUCACCUAGCAGACUAACAGCAGUCAGGUGUGGAGCACUUUCUCCUCCCUCACUGACAAUGAUGAGAUGUAUUUGAAGACAGCACUGCAUUUUAAAUCCACUCUGCUCACAUUUCACUUACAAUAGCUGAGAAGUACCUAAGCUUGUUUGUUGGAUUGGAUUACACUACCGUCCUGUGUUGUCAUCAUGACAGUGUAUCCUCUCUCUUUGUACCAGGUGAUAGAUGAUCGAGCAUAACUGAAUAAUAAAAGGUUUUAAUUUUC